CCGACGCCGAUUUCGUGGGCACGGUGCGACUUGCUGAGUUACUUGACUACUUUCAGCGAGGACCAUGCAAAUCUUCGUCAAGACGUUGACGGGUAAAACCAUCACGUUGGAUGUGGAACCAUCCGACUCGAUCGACAACGUGAAGCAAAAGAUCCAGGACAAGGAAGGCAUCCCCCCUGAUCAGCAACGCCUCAUCUUUGCCGGCAAGCAAUUGGAAGAUGGCCGCACGUUGAGCGACUACAACAUCCAAAAGGAAUCGACCUUGCACUUGGUGCUCCGCCUGCGUGGUGGUGGCAAGAAGCGCAAAAAGAAGAACUACACCAAGCCCAAGAAGAUCAAGCACAAGCACAAGAAGGUCAAACUUGCUGUGCUCAAGUUUUACAAGGUCGACGACAAUGGCAAGAUUAAGCGCCUGAAAAAGGAAUGCCCUGCCCCUGAAUGCGGCGCGGGUGUGUUCAUGGCCACCCACUUUGACCGCCACUACUGCGGCAAGUGCCACGUCACGUACAAGUUCCAAUCCGAAGGCAACUAAGCCAUCGAUGCACCUUGCGAUGCACCUUCCCCCUUGUGGACCCUGCAACGUGGUCUCUCGUCUGCUUGGGCCGAUGUUGGACGAUCGAGUAACUUCACAUAACAGGACUCUCUGAAAGUAGAAACCUCCUUUGCUCUCUUG
Messenger RNA from Aphanomyces invadans, 673 nucleotides. Its product is annotated as ubiquitin-40S ribosomal protein S27a. The transcript is spliced from 2 exons. Gene Ontology annotation, molecular function: ubiquitin protein ligase binding; protein tag activity; structural constituent of ribosome. NCBI's taxonomy places the organism in Eukaryota, Oomycota, Saprolegniomycetes, Saprolegniales, Verrucalvaceae. The record is from RefSeq and is a predicted model, not a curated record. Gene Ontology annotation, biological process: modification-dependent protein catabolic process; protein ubiquitination; translation. Bases 65 to 532 code for a protein of 155 amino acids. Gene Ontology annotation, cellular component: cytoplasm; ribosome; nucleus.